Messenger RNA from Daktulosphaira vitifoliae (grape phylloxera), 2607 nucleotides. RefSeq lists its product as uncharacterized. The coding region runs from base 1384 to 2463 and encodes 359 amino acids. The record is from RefSeq and is a predicted model, not a curated record. NCBI's taxonomy places the organism in Eukaryota, Metazoa, Arthropoda, Insecta, Hemiptera, Phylloxeridae. The transcript has 12 exons.
CGGUUAGAUAAUGUAUUUAUGGGACUGGGCGUCUAGCGCGACGAGACUUAUUGAUCGGCGGCAACUGUGCGGGCGCGCAGCACACGGUCCGGCUCAACCAGCAGACGAGUGCGUGGGUCGUCCUGUGUAUGCACAAGUGUACUUGGCUGCAGCGUUGCAAUUCGAGGUGGGGUGAAAAAACGGCACCGCUGCCGACGAUCAAUAAUUAAACAACUGCAUAGUCGCAGUGUUUUAAGCGAUUCAAACACUAGCAAGUCUAGUCGUCAUCAGGUUCUGCCAACAUAGUUCACGGAACACAAGAGUAGCAGCAGAAUCCGAGAGGGGUAAAAUCAGAGGUACGCUCUUGUUUUAAAAUCCUGUCAGUCGUACGUACAUUAUUGACAUGGCCGUGACCGUUACAGGCAGAGUUGCUUUUUUAAAGCGUCUAUAAUAAAAAACUUUUGUCGAAUAUUUCAGACGAGUGAACGCAGUACAUUCUGUAUUCAGAAAUAAAAGACAUGAACAUUAAUUCGAAGGGGAAACAAUACUCGAAUGCAUUUAAGCUGGUUGCGGCACGAUGAGUUUGCUCGAGUUUAAGAUACUGUCGUUAUAAAAGACGAGUGUGAGCAGUGCUCUGCAAAUGACUGUCAAAAAACCAAAUAAAUAAUAAAAAAUAUGUUUUUGAAGACUUCACAUUAAUUAACGUCCUCUUUGAAAGCUUUUUCUUGAGCCAGAGAAGUUGGGAAAACCUACAUAAUGGAACUUAUGCAACGGAAUCAAACUACGACACGUGAUGUCUUGCAAUGAUUUAUCCGACGCUUUAGUGUUGAUAUUCAGAUUCGUGGUUUGCUGUUUCUGUUUAGUUACCUACCCAGGAACUUUAACAAUGACACGCACAUUACCUCCAUACUGGUACCUUCAGCCAAAAUGAGGUUGUGUCAAGUCGAUAGCCGAUAUAAAAUUUCGUCAAAUCGUUAAAAAAGAACCGAGCUCAAAUAAUAGGGACAGGGCUAUCGUGAUGGCGAUGACCAGUCUACGAUGAAUAUGGCCAUAGUUUCGUUUGAAACUGGUUAAUUAUAUGGUGAUGUUGAUCAUGACUUUACUUUAAGACAUAAUUUUUAUGUCGGUUAAGUUCGUUGUGUUCAGUAGAUAUUUGAAAAGUUAAUUAUUAUUGUAAACGAAACUAAAAUAUUUUAAGCAAAGGUGGUGUUUAUUUUGAAUUAUAAUGUAUCACGUUUUGUUUUACAUUCAUUAACACGCUUUUAUUAUAAAAAUUCACAUUUUGACAAAAUCACACCAUAAAUGAACACAUGCAGUUAUGUUUAAAUAAUAAACUUGGAUAUUAACAGUAUCGAAAAUUAUUUUAAUUUCAGUUAUUUUUAAUUAUCAGAACAAUUUUUUUUAAUGAUAACUUUAAUAUCAUAUUUAAUUUUGUUUUCUCACGGAUUCUUUAUUACACUAGGCAAAACAAAAGGUGUUUAUGGAGUCGACGAAAUUAUAUGUAAUUAUUAUGGAAAUAUAGAUACAAUGUGUAACUCAAAAUCAAUUAUGAAUGUUUCUUUAAUACCAGAUCAAUGUCAAGGAGUUGCUUUUGAGAGUUUUAUCAUUGAUAUCAACAAUACAAUAUAUCAUCUACAAGAAACUGAUUUUUUGGAAAGAUUAUUUACUAUAAGAAAAAAUGUUUAUGUCUACAUGGGUUAUACGAGCUAUGACCAGUGGUCAAAAUCAUUAAAUAACUUUCAUCAAAAUUCCAAUAAAAUUAUACGAAUGUUCAGAAAUUUUUUGUACAAAUAUUUUGUAAGAGGAAUAAUUUUCACUCAAUUAGAUCCCUGGGAAGUUGUUUCUAUGGAUGGAUUCAGUGCUAAACUACAUUAUUUUAUGCAGAAUUUGAAAGAUAGUUUUCCAUAUUUGAAAUUAGGAAUUAAUAUUGACUGGACGUCUUAUAAAUAUUAUAAUGACCCUACUUAUUACGAUUUUAACUACUUAAAUGAAGCUGCAGACUUUUUCGUUUUAAGAUUAGAUCAAAUGAAUUUUUGUUAUGAAGAUUAUCAUAAUGGAAUUAAUAUAUUAGAUGAUGUCUAUAUUGUUGUUACCAUUAAAAAUGUUGUAAAAGCAAUUAGAGAGAGCGCUAUAGAUUUAAGAAAAUUGUAUUUCUAUUUAGACUACUCUCCAUCAGUUACGACUUUUAUUGGAAAUAACGUCGAAACUUUGUGCAGAAGUUAUGAAGAAGUGUGCAUGAACCCAAAUGAAAUUUGCAAUUGGUGUGUAGAUACUGUGAAUACUCUAUACGAAAAAGGAGCAUUUCUGAAAAAUCACGCUCAAGGAUUGGUAUUGUCUUUUAUUGAUCUAGAUGCUUUUGACAAUACUUGGUGUUCGUGUGGUAAAUCAUUUCCUGGCUUUCACGCUGUUUUAAAUGGAUGGAAUAAUGAAUCUGUUGACAGCAUAAAUAAAUGUUCAUUAUUUGAUCGUAGUGCUUGUAUAUGAAACAUGCAUUUAUCUGUUGAAGACAUAUAUUAUAUAUAUAAUAAUAUAUUAUUGAUAAUAAUAAAAAUAAUACUAAUACUUCAGCUUCUAUGACCGUUAUCUAUGAUAUAUUAUGAAUUAUACUUAAAAAUUAUACAUUAUAUG